This is a messenger RNA of Caenorhabditis sp. 36 PRJEB53466, 2459 nucleotides long. Lineage: Eukaryota; Metazoa; Nematoda; Chromadorea; Rhabditida; Rhabditidae. The record is from the annotation of a GenBank genome assembly.
AUGAAAAUUAUGUUCGUUUCGAAGUUCUAGUUCGCUUUGAAUUUUUAGGUGCAUCCUCCAGGGCCGACCGGGCCGGGCCGGCCCGUUGCAAGUCUGGUUUCAUCGAAGUUUCGACCAGGAUAUUUCCAUUCGACCCGGAACUAUAAAAGUUGCACAGAAAAGUGUGUAUUGAACACGGAGAUGUAAAUCUAAUCUAUUUCGAAUCAAAGUAGCGAUGAUUCGUUAGUUGAUCUUUUGAAAACGAUGAUAUUAAGGAAGACGACUCUUUCGAGAAAUGAUAAAACAUGAACAGAUAUUGUCGACUCACAUUUUUUUUUGAAAGUUCUCCAGGCCAACACAAAUUUCGAGUAAAAUGAUCUACUCUAAAUGUUUUGACCUCCCCCGGACUGUGUCAUUCCAAAAAAAUCUCCUCUAACGUUCGUUUUUUGACAGUCUGAACUUUUGAAACCAACUUUUCGUCAAGUUUACAGCGACAAACUUUGUCUGUCCGAACAUUUGUUCGUAGCAGACUACACACACGCACGCAUCCACUGUACAAAGCGCUUUCUCGUGCCAGUUUCUUCUGCGGAGAUGAAAAUCUUUGUCCACUCCUCCCCCAUUCCUCCGUCUGACCAUUCCAUCUCACACUUUCAGACCGAUGCCACCGUUCGAGAAGAACAUGCGCACACUCGUCGAUGAUCCGAACUCCUGCUCGUCGGCGUCGGAGUCUAUGCCCGAUAUUGUCGAUAGGGACAGAUGUGCAGUGUGCACAGACGUCGUGAGCAGCAAAAGAUACGGUGCUCCGGCGUGUCUCGGAUGCUGUGUCUUCUUCCGGAGAGCCGUUGUGAACAAGUUAAAGUACAGAUGUCUUCGCAAUCACGACUGCCCGAUCACAAAUGGUAAGACUUUUUUUGAAGUGAUGAGAUUAUUGAUUGAUGCCUGGACAGAGGUCUAUAUCUCGGGAAUCGACAACUAUUUCCAAAAGUUGUCAACUGAAAACUUGUUGUAAAUUUUGAGUUACUCAUUUCCAUCCUAAAUGACUCAGUUACGAUCCCCAGAAUAUCGUCAAUACUGUCAUAGAAGAGCACACCAAAUUCAGUGCAUUCAAAGCGAUGUAUCUGCGCAGCCGGUAGAGAUAUCAAGAAGUGGUCAAUUGAUAAAAUGUGUACAAUUUCUUGAUGAACAAUUUGUCAGUUGACAUCUUUUUGAUAUCUUUUAAGGUAGCUGAGAUGGAUUGUCAUGAACUAACGGUACCGCCCAUUGUUUCAGAAGAUCGAUGUUCAUGCAGAUAUUGUCGCCUUCAAAAAUGCUAUCAAGUUGGAAUGAAAGCAUCGGGUACUCGUUCUUCGUGUUCCGAUCAUCUCGAACCUUUUUUUCAGCGAUUAAAAUACGAGAUAUAGUCGGACCACGAAAGCCAAUAAAUCGAGAUAUUCAAGAAGCGGUCAUCACUGCCGAUGGUUGGUUUUUGGAGAUGACUGUGAGAGAUUUUAAGUUUGAGACUCAGAUGCAUCAGUCGAAAUGAUCCAAGUGCUGGUGAAAGUUCAACAUUUUCAAUUGUCACAGCACAAGCUCGCACCGAAACUGGAGGAUGAUAGCUGUCAAGAAGUGAGCCCUACUCCAAACUAAUCUUCCGAACCUUUACCGAUUCGCUUUCAGAUUUACGUACAAAAUCGACGUCGAGCGCGUGCCUCGGACGUGAACGGAAUGCUUAAAGUGUGCGUGAAUCAAGCGCUCGUGUGGGGAAAUCAGUUCCGGCCGUUUCAACGGUUAUCGAUCGAUGCGCGGCGGAGCGUGCUCGCCGAGUACGUCUUUGCUUUUCUGCUCAUCGACCAGGGCGUCAAGACGGCCUACGAGGCGGACGACGGAUUCUGGCUGCUUCAGAACGACACUUUUAUGCAUUCCGACCACUUUUUGGGACUACCCGAGACGGAAAAAGCAAAGGAGAAUGUGUGGCCGAAAGCGCAGUGAGUUCGGAUGAGCAACAUCUCUUUCUUCACUCUCAAACGAAACAUAUCAUGGAGUAAAGCUUGAAGAUUCCUCAUUCGCCGAGAAAAUGACGCCUAUUCCAGAUUCCAUCACGAUUUUGUGAGCGCGCUCUUGAACGGUAUAAGUACACCGUUCCGAAAUCUCCAAAUCGACGAAUUCGAGUGUGUCGCUCUGAAAACAGUACUCUUACUAACUCGUAAGUUUGAACCAACCGUUUAGGAGCAUCUAGAAGAACUCGUGUUUCAGAACUAAUCUCCAAAAACUCGGAUUACUCGGGACACCGGCGAACUGUCACCGGAUUGCUGGCAAAGUGUAUGGAUGAGCUCAUGGAGCACUCGCGGCGAAAGUUUCCCGAACGAGGCGCCGAACGAUUCGGAGAGAUUGUGCUGCUGCUCAGCUCGAUUCGGUGUGAAAUCAAGACGCUUUACAAUCAGACACGUGUCUCCGAUUUGAUGGAAUUCGAUCAGUCUGUGCGCGACAUGCUUUUGACAUGA